This is a messenger RNA of Labrus bergylta (ballan wrasse), 1398 nucleotides long. RefSeq names its product E3 ubiquitin-protein ligase TRIM21-like. Gene Ontology annotation, molecular function: zinc ion binding; protein binding. NCBI's taxonomy places the organism in Eukaryota, Metazoa, Chordata, Actinopteri, Labriformes, Labridae. The record is from RefSeq and is a predicted model, not a curated record.
ACAAAGAAGAUACGACGACUUUAAUGAGACUCUUCCUCUUCUCAGAUCAGAUCAGAUCAGUCUAUUGAAGCUGGUAUUUCACAACAGCCCUGUGACUCAGAGGGAAGAAACAAGCUGCAGUUAGAGGCGGAGCCACAGGUGAGGGAGGAGAGCUUCAGCGUCACUCUGAAGAAAUGAAACUUAAAGUUUGUCAGGGUGUCGACCACGCAGCCGUCCAGAAAGGUUUCCGUUUCUCUUCAAAGAAAUUACACUAACUUCAUCCAAUCUUUGUCAACGACACAGCAGAGUCUCUGCAAACACUGAUAUGGCUGCUGCAAACUAUCAUCGGUCUGAGGAUCAGUUUCUCUGCUCCAUCUGUCUGGAUGUGUUCAAUGAUCCUGUCACCAUACCAUGUGGACACAACUUCUGCAAAAACUGCAUCACUGAACACUGGAACACCAGCGACCAGUACAGGUGUCCAAUAUGUAAGAAGGUUUUCAACACAAGACCUGAGCUGCAUGUCAACACUUUGCUCUCUGAGAUGGUUGGUCAGUUCAGAGACAAAGCUCAGCAGGAAGCCAGCAGCAGCAGCAGCUCAGAGCUUCAAGAGUCCAAACCAGGAGAAGUUCUAUGUGAAGCCUGCACUGGACCCAAACUGAAGGCCCUGAAGUCCUGCUUAGACUGUCUGGUCUCCUACUGUGAGACUCACCUGGAGCCUCAUCUGACAGCUUCACGUCUGAAAAGACACCAGCUGAUCGACCCUGUGGAGAACCUGGAGGACAGGAUGUGUAUGAAGCACGAUAAACCUCUGGAGCUGUUCUGUAAGACCGAUCAGACCUGUGUCUGCAUGCUCUGCUCUGUUUUAGACCACAAGACACACGAGUUUGUUCCUCUGAAAGAAGAAUAUGAAGAAAAGAAGGCAGAGCUAGAGGAGACAGAGGCUGAAAUUCAGCAGAUGAUCCAGAAAAGACAACUGAAGAUUCAGGAGAUCAAACACUCAGUGGACCUCAGUAAGGACGAUGCAGACAGAGAGAUGGCAGAAGGUGUUCGAGUCUUCACCGCUCUGAAGGAGUCUGUUGAGAGAGGCCGGGCCGAGUUCAUCAACACGAUCGACAAGAAGCUGAAAACAACAGAGAAACAGGCCGAAGCUUUCAUCAAAGAGCUGGAGCAAGAAAUCUGUGAGCUGAUGAAGAGGAGCACUGAGGUGCAGCAGCUCUCACGCUCUGAAGACCACUUCCAUCUAAUCCAGAGAGUCCAGUCUGUUAACUCUGCUCCACCCACCAAAGACUGGACAGAGGUUAAUGUCUGUCAACCACUUUAUGAGGAGACUGUGAGGAACGCUGUGGCUCAGCUGGAGGAGACUCUCAGUGAAGAGAUGAAGAAGUUGUUGGAUCAAGCUGAGCUGAAGAGAGUCCAGCA